AUGAGCACUGGUAACAGAAUUCUGCGCGUGGGCGUAAUUGGAUGUGGUGAAAUCACCCAGGUUGCACAUAUCCCAACCCUCGGCUUCCUAUCCGAUUACUUCCAAAUCACCUACCUCUGUGAUGUCUCAGACGACGCACUUAACCAUUGCAAAGGCAAAGUCAUGGGAGCAACUCCCAAAACAACCCGCAACGCAGAGGAUGUUUGUGCCUCUCCAGACGUGGAUGUUGUGAUGAUCGCCAACAGCGAUGCUUUCCAUGUGCCUCACACCCUGCUGGCGCUGCGAUACAACAAGGUUGUCUUCAUAGAAAAGCCCAUGGCCCUCUCUUUGAAAGAUGCCGACACCAUUAUCGAACUAGAGAAGCAAUCCUCCGGCAAGGUAAUGGUCGGAUACAUGAGACGUUAUGCAGCCGGUUUCCUCGAUGCCGUCCGCGAAAUCGGGUGUCUAGACAACAUUCACUACGCGCGUGUACGGGACAUUGUCGGGCCCAACUCUGCCUUUGUCGGACAGUCUGGCACCUUCCCGAAGGUCUUCUCGGAUUACAAGCCCGAGGAUUCGAAGGACUUGUCCUCCAGAACCAACGAGUUUCUCGAGCAGGCCUUGUUUCGUGAACUCGGUAUUCCAGUGACACCGGCUACUGCGCUUCAGUGGAGGCACUUGGGGAGCCUGGGCUCGCACGAUCUUAGUGCGAUGAGAGAGGCUCUGGGUAUGCCGACUGCUGUGCUUGGUGCUUCGCUGUGCGCGACUGAAGGCCCGCCCUUCUGGAGUGCUUUGUUCCAGUACCCUUCUUUCGCUGUCUCGUACGAGUCUGGUAUCGAUGAAAUUCCCCGUUUUGAUGCAUCGAUCGAGGUCUUUGGUAAACAGAAGACUGUAAAGGUCUGCUUUGACUCUCCUUACGUUAAAGGCCUGCCGACCAACAUGUAUAUCCGCGAACGACUGGCCGACGGAUCUUACAAGGAAUCGCUAUUUCGAAAAACUUACGAGGACGCCUACACGUUGGAGAUGAAGGAGCUCUAUGCAUUUGUUGUUGAUGACAAGCCGGUUAAAACCACUCCUGAGGAUGCCAAAAAGGACCUUGAGAUCUUCGGUAUGAUCAUGAAGGCAGGAUUGGCAGGAUGA
This is a messenger RNA of Penicillium verhagenii, 1119 nucleotides long. RefSeq names its product Gfo/Idh/MocA family protein. Gene Ontology annotation, molecular function: oxidoreductase activity; nucleotide binding. Gene Ontology annotation, cellular component: cytoplasm. The transcript has 3 exons. Gene Ontology annotation, biological process: NADPH regeneration. Lineage: Eukaryota; Fungi; Ascomycota; Eurotiomycetes; Eurotiales; Aspergillaceae. The record is from RefSeq and is a predicted model, not a curated record. The coding region runs from base 1 to 1119 and encodes 372 amino acids.